This is a messenger RNA of Acanthocheilonema viteae, 1172 nucleotides long. Lineage: Eukaryota; Metazoa; Nematoda; Chromadorea; Rhabditida; Onchocercidae. The record is from the annotation of a GenBank genome assembly.
AUGCCAAAUAUGGCUUCUAUGGACGAUGGAUAUUUGAUUUUACAUGGCGAAUUGGAACGUUGGAAACAAGUUCGAGUUCCCACAUACAAGUGCUAUUAUCAAGGCCUCAGUGGUGGUUUAUAUCCAAAUAUCAGUUGGUAUCAAUUGAUUGGUAAUCCUAUUGAGGUACCACGAAGUAAGCGACUUCGUGUCCCACAUGAUCAAUUCGUAGUACGCUGUUAUAACAAAACUUUGCUUGGAAUGAUUAGCAAUAAACCAUUUUACAACGAUUCCAUAUUUUAUGAGCGAGCGUUUGUUACAUUUUCCAAAAUGGAUGAUAUUCUUACGAGAAAAAAUUCGGAAUUCACGCAUGCAAAUCCAGAGAAGCCAUCGCUUAAUAUUCUCGUACUUGAUUCGGUAUCGAGAAAUCAAUUUUUGCGACAUAUGCAUAAAACUGUUGAAUACAUGAAACAGCUUGGUUUCAUCAUUUUAGAAGGAUAUACAAAAGUUGGCGAUAAUUCUGCAGUUAAUUUAUUACCAAUACUUGCUGGCAAAUCAAUAUUACCGCAGGUUGGUGGUAAUGGUGAUGAAGUUUUACCAUUAAAUAAAAUAAUUUCCUUGGAAGAUAUUGAUUUUUUAUGGAAAAUGAUGGAAGAUAGGAAAUGUAUAACGAUGGUUAACGAUGAUAUUGGUGAUGUAUUACGUGGACUAUUUUACUAUCCGAACGAAACUUUCCAGGGAUAUAAAACGCCACCAGCUCAUUUUUACUUUCGACCUUUUCAUUUAUUCAAUACACGUCAUAAUAUAAUUCCGGUCAAUGGUCAAUGUUUACGAACUGGCGAAAUUUGUGCCGAGGUAUAUUUGGACAUAUGGGAAACAUUUGCAACCAAAUUCAAAGAUUUCUGUCAUUUUUCAUUCAAUUUUAUAACUGAUCUAACACAUAAUAAUCCUAAUUACAUUGAAGCUAUCGAUGAUCGAUUAGCAACAUCCCUGCAACGCUUACAUGAUAAUGGAAUAUUCAAUUCUAUGGCAUUAGUGAUAAUGGGAGAUCACGGGAAUCGGAUUAACUCAAUUCAACGAACUUACGUUGGCCGUAUUGAGGAACGAGCACCAUUAUUCAGUAUUCGAUUACCUGAUGCCUUCAUUUACAAAUAUCAACAGGAAAUAGGAAAUUUGAAGAAAAAUACGAAAAG